CCUGUGGGCGCGUGGUGGCGGCGGCGCGCGCGCGACAAAUGGAGUGGGUGCUCGCAGAAGCGCUGCUCUCGCAGAGCCGGGACCCCAGGGUCCUGCUCGGCGCGCUGUGCCGCGGGGAGGCGUCCGCGGAGCGCGUGGAGACGCUGCGCUUUCUUCUGCAGCGACUAGAGGAUGAGGCAGCGCGCGGCGGGGACGCGGGCGCGCUCCCGGAGGCGGCGCGCGAGGUCGCCGCCGGGUACCUGGUGCCGCUGUUGCGGGGCCUGCGCGGGCGCCCCGCGGGCGGCUCCGAACCUGGCCCGCCGGGCCGCCAGCGCCGGCGCGUGCUGAGGGCGGCGGGCGCGGCCCUGCGCUCGUGCGCCCGCCUGGCCGGGGGCCCUCAGCUGGCUGCCGCGCUGGCGGAGGAGGCGCUGCGCGACCUGCUCGCCGUGUGGCCGGCGUCCGGCCUCGAGGGGGCCGUGGAGGUGCUGGCGGCCGUCGGGCCCUGCCUGCGGCCGUGUGAGGACGGGCCGCUGCUGCAGCGGGUAGCGGAGGCCGCCCUGGCCGUGGCGCUGGGUGGGCACGGGGACGGGGACGAGGCCGGGCCCGCCGAGGACGCGGCGGCGCUGGUGGCCGGGCGGCUGCUGCCGGCGCUGGGUCAGUGCGGCGGGGCGGCGCUGAGGGCCGUGUGGGGCGGGCUGGUGGCGCCCGGGAUGCCCUCGGGGCCGGGUCGCGUCGGGCCGAAGCUGCUGGUGCUGAGCGCCCUGGCCGAGAAGCUGCUGCCCGAGCCCGGUGCGGACGGCGGCCCGGGCGCGCGCGAGGCGGGCCCGGACGCGCGGCGCUGCGGGCGCUUCUGGAGGACGGUGCAGGCGGGGCUGGGCCGCGCCGAGGAUGCUCUGACGCGCAAGCGGGCGCGCUACCUGCUGCAGCGGGCGGUGGAGGUGUCGGCGGAGCUGGGGGCCGACUGCGCCUGCGCCUGCGCCCCCCAGGAAGGAAACGGCCCAAGUCUGUUUUGGUGGUCCGACAAGAAAAAAGAUGAGCUUCUAAAGUUUUGGGAAAACUAUAUUUUAAUUAUGGAAACUCUAGAAGGAAAUCAGAUACAUGUUAUAAAGCCGGUUUUACCAAAGCUGAACAGUCUGUUUGAAUGUGCAGUGUCAGAGGGAAACGGAUGUUGGCUCUUUCACCCAUCUUGGCAUAUGUGUAUUUAUAAAAGAAUGUUUGAAAGUGAAAAUAAAAUCCUGACUAAAGAAGGUGUUAUCCAUUUUUUGGAGCUGUAUGAAACAAAGGUUCUUCCAUUUUCACCAGAACUUUCUGAGUUUAUUAUUGGACCGUUAAUGGAUGCCCUUUCAGAGAGCUCUCUCUAUAGCAGGUCCCCAGGCCAGCUGAUAGGAAGUGGUUCUCCAUUGGGAUUGAAAUUACAGAAGUUUUUAGUCACGUUUAUUUCCCUUCUUCCAGAAGAAAUAAAGAGUAGUUUCCUAUUGAGGUUUAUUCAGAAGAUGACAAGUAGACAUUGGUGUGCCAUCCCCAUUUUGUUUCUGUCUAAGGCUUUGGCAAGUGUGCCAAGAUGUAAAGCCCUGGGAAUCGAAGGGCUUCUUGCUCUCAGGGAUGUCCUUCAGUGUACUAUGAUCACGCACCAGAUUCUGUUGAGAGGGGCGGCUCAGUGCUACCUUCUUCAGACAGCAAUGAAUUUGGUAGAUGUGGAGAAAGUGUCACUUUCUGACAUCUCAACUUUUCUCAUGUCUCUGAGACAAGAGGAGUCCUUGGGACGAGGAACUUCAUUGUGGACAGAGCUCUGUGAUUGGUUGCGUGUUAAUGAAGGCUGUUUUAGGCGACUCUCAACUUGUAGCUCCACUGGACUCAGUGAAACAGCCUCUUUAAAUGCUUACGUCAGGAACCUCGUUCAAGAGUAUGUUAAGUCGCCUGCUUGGGAAACAGGGGAAAACUGCUUUAUGCCUGAUUGGUUUGAGGCCAGGCUUGUUGCUAUGAUGGUCUUGCUGGCUGUAGAUGUGGAAGGAAUGAAGAUUCAAUAUAGUGAAAAGCGGAGAACACAGAAUGUAUUAAGGAUAUUCUUAGAUCCUCUUCUGGAUGCCCUUAUGAAGUUUGGUACAAAUGCCUACAUGCCCUUGCUGAAAACUGACAGAUGCCUCCAGUUGCUGUUGAAGUUAUUGCACACUUGCUUGUUGAAAGGUUCCAGUACCCAAGAUGAUGAGGUAUGUACUCUUCUUCAGAACUUUGUCAUGUCGACCACAGAGAGCAUAUCUGAAUUUAUUCUCAGAAGACUAACUAUGAAUGAACUAAGCAGUGUUUCAGAUCUGGAUCGUUGCCAUUUAUACCUGAUGGUGUUAACUGAGCUUAUAAAUCUGCAUGUGAAGGUGGGAUGGAAAAGAGGUAACCCCAUUUGGAGAGUUAUUUCUCCUCUGAAAAAUGCUUCCAUUCGGCAUCUUCAAGAGAUGGACAGUGGACAGGAGCCAACACUUGGUAGACAAGUUCAGAGAGUCGUUAGUAUGGCUGCUUUGGCCAUGGUGUGUGAGGCCAUUGACCAGAAGCCGGAACUACAGCUGGACUCGCUGGAUGCUGGACCCACGGAGAGGUUCCUUUCCUCUCUUCAGCCCAAUCAGACACUACAGAAGCCCCACACAGAGGAGCCAAGCAGUUUUUUUGAAGAAUCAUCAUCUUCCCAAGGAUGGGGGAAAAUAGUUGCACAAUAUAUUCAUGAUCAGUGGGUCUGCCUCUCUUUCCUGUUGAAAAAGUAUCACAGCCUGAUACCACCCUCAGAGGGUGAAGUUCUGGAACCCGUUCUUCCUGCUGUUCAAAUGCCAAUAAGGACUUUGCAGUCUGCACUAGAAGCCCUCACAGUUCUUCCUUCUGACCAGGUCUUACCUGUGUUCCAGUGCAUGAAAAUUUUGGUUCCCAAGCUUCUGACCUCUUCUGAAUCACUCUGCAUAGAGUCUUUUGACAUGGCUUGGAAAAUUAUAUCUUCUUUAAGCAACACUCAGUUGAUAUUCUGGUCUAAUUUGAAAGCUUUUGUUCAGUUUGUUUUUGAUACCAAAGUUCUUACCAUUGCCGCAAAAAUAAAGGGCCAAGCAUAUUUCAAAAUAAAAGAGAUUAUGUACAAGAUAAUUGAAAUGUCUGCUUUAAAAACUGGAGUCUUCAAUACGCUGAUAAGUUAUUGCUGCCAAUCUUGGAUAGUUUCUCCUUCAAAUGUGUCCCAAGAAUCUUUAUCAAGUGCUAAAAAUUAUAGCGAGCUUGUCCUUGAGGCUUGCAUAUUUGGAACUGUAUUUAGGCGUGAUCAAAGACUUAUUCAGGAUGUGCAGACCUUCGUAGAAAAUCUUGGACGUGACUGUGCAGCAAAUGUUGUUAUUGAAAAUACUAAAAGAGAGGACCAUUAUGUGAGAAUUUGUGCUGUCAAAUUCCUGUGUUUAUUAGAUGGCUCAAAUAUGUCUCAUAAGUUGUUUAUGGAAGAUCUUGCAAUCAAGUUAUUAGAUAAAGAUGAAGUGGUGUCCAAGUCCAGAACUCGAUAUUAUGUGAAUUCUCAACAACACAGAGUGAAAAACCGAAUAUGGCAGACUCUGCUUGUACUUUUCCCCAGAUUUGAUCAGAAUUUCUUGAAUAGAAUUAUUGACAAGAUUUUCCAGGCUGGUUUCAUCAAUAAUCAAGCGUCCAUAAAAUAUUUUAUAGAAUGGAUUAUUAUAUUGAUUCUUCAUAAAUUCCCUCAGUUUCUUCCGAAGUUCUGGGAUUGUUUUUCUUAUGGUGAAGAAAACCUUAAAACUAGCAUUUGUACAUUUUUAUCAGUUUUGUCUCAUUUGGACAUUAUUACUCAAAAUAUUCCAGAAAAGAAACUAAUUCUGAAGCAAGCCCUUAUUAUCGUACUGCAGUGGUGUUUCAAUCACAAUUUUAGUAUUCGACUGUAUGCAUUAGUUGCUCUUAAGAAAAUCUGGAACAUGUGUAAAACGAUGCAUGUUGAAGAAUUUGAUGCUCUCACUUCUGUUAUUGAAUCCAGUCUGAAUCAAGUGGAAAACAUGCACGGCGCAGGGAAUGCCAAGAAGAAUUGGCAACGCAUCCAAGAGCAUUUCUUUUUUGCAACAUUUCACCCUCUUAAGGAUUAUUGUCUGGAGACCAUAUUUUACAUCCUUCCACGCCUUUCAGGCCUUGUUGAAGAUGAGUGGAUUGCCAUUGGUAAAUUUACCAGCUUCACUGACAUUCCUUUAGAUGCAGGAUUUCAGUGGUACCUUUCUUCCACUCAACUUUGUGACCUAGAACCAGGGGACUGGGCUCAGCAGGACAGAGGUUUUAAUUCAGGUGAGGCAGACGACCAGUCUGAGUGGACUGAUGUUCAGAAGAAGAUCAUCCCAUGGAAAAACAAUGUUCCAGAUUUGGACCUGGAGCUCGCAUUUCAGGAUCGUGCUGCCAAACUUGGAAAGUCAAUUAGUAGACUGAUUGUAGUGGCCUCACUCAUUGAUAAACCAACCAACUUAGGAGGACUGUGCCGGACCUGUGAGGUAUUUGGGGCCUUGGUGCUCGUUGUUGGCAGUCUUCACUGUGUCAAAGACAAACAGUUUCAGCACCUCAGUGUUUCCGCAGAACAAUGGCUUCCUUUGGUGGAGGUAAAACCACCUCAGUUAAUCGAUUAUCUGCAACAGAAAAAAGCAGAAGGUUAUACCAUCAUUGGUGUGGAACAAACUGCCAAAAGUUUAGACCUAACCCAGUACUGCUUUCCUGAGAAAUCUCUCCUCCUGUUGGGAAAUGAACGUGAAGGAAUUCCAGCAAAUCUGAUCCAGCAAUUGGAUGUUUGUGUGGAAAUUCCUCAGCAGGGUAUCAUCCGCUCACUUAACGUCCAUGUGAGUGGAGCCCUGCUGAUUUGGGAAUAUACCAGACAGCAGCUGCUUAAGCAUGGGGACACCGAGUCAUGACGUUUGUGCCUUAUCUGAGAUGAGUUGUCGGUGCUAUGGAAACAUUUUUAAAAACUAUUUGGACUAAUAGAUUCUGAAAUUUACUGGGGUAAUUUGUAUUUCUUUUUCUUGCAAUUAAUGCCAAAACUACUUCACGUGCCUUAAGUAUUUUACUAUAUGUUGUUCCCUUUAAUAAAUUUUUUAGCUAAA
Molecule: messenger RNA, 5075 nt
Organism: Equus caballus (horse)
Lineage: Eukaryota; Metazoa; Chordata; Mammalia; Perissodactyla; Equidae
Gene: TARBP1
Product: TAR (HIV-1) RNA binding protein 1
Biological process (GO): tRNA methylation
Molecular function (GO): tRNA (guanine) methyltransferase activity; RNA binding
Source: RefSeq, a predicted model, not a curated record